AUGGAGGUCCUGCAGCUCCUGCGCCUGCUCCUCACCACCGCCAUGCUGGGCCUCUCCCAGACAGUGAACCCCUUUGUAGCCCAGCAGACCCCCCCAGACCCUUGCUACGAUGAGAGUGGAGCUCCUCGCCGCUGCAUCCCUGAAUUCGUCAACGCCGCCUUCGGGAAGGAGGUUCAAGCCUCCAGCACGUGCGGGAAGCCCCCGACGCGGCACUGCAAUGCCUCGGACCCCCGCCGAGCCCACCCACCCGCCUACCUGACCGACCUCAACACCGCCUCCAACAUGACAUGUUGGCGCUCGGAGACCCUCCACCACUCGCCCCAGAACGUCACCCUCACCCUCUCCCUCGGCAAGAAGUUUGAGGUGGUCUACGUCAGCCUCCAGUUCUGCUCGCCCCGGCCCGAGUCCACCGCCAUCCUCAAAUCCAUGGACUACGGCAAGACCUGGGUGCCGUACCAGUACUACUCCUCCCAGUGCCGUAAGAUCUAUGGCAAACCCAGCAAAGCCACAGUCACCAAGCAGAACGAGCAGGAGGCCCUCUGCACCGAUGGCCUCACCGACCUCUACCCCCUCACCGGCGGGCUCAUCGCCUUCAGCACUCUCGACGGGCGACCCUCCGCCCAGGACUUUGACAGCAGCCCCGUGCUCCAGGACUGGGUGACGGCCACCGACAUCCGCGUGGUCUUCAGCCGCCCACAUCUCUUCCGCGACCUAGGUGGCCGGGAUGCCGGCGAGGAGGAGGGGGGCACCAGCUCAACCCCUUAUUACUAUGCGGUGGGGGAACUGCAGGUCGGCGGGCGCUGCAAAUGCAAUGGGCAUGCGGCGCGCUGCGUGAAGGACAAGGAGCAGAAGCUGGUGUGCGACUGCAAGCACAACACGGAGGGUCCCGAGUGCGACCGCUGCAAACCCUUCCACUACGACCGGCCCUGGCAGCGGGCCAGUGCCCGUGAGGCCAACGAGUGUCUGGCCUGCAACUGCAACCUCCACGCCCGGCGCUGCCGCUUCAACAUGGAGCUGUACAAGCUCUCGGGCAGGAAGCGCUGCGCUGGUCUCCAGGGGCUCAUCUCCGUCGGCAGAGGCCAUACCUUGGCCAAGUUCUUCAUCUGCUGGCGCUCCUGCCAUGCUGCUCGCAGCACAUCCUGCGACUGCCACCCCGUUGGCGCGGCCGGCAAGACUUGCAACCAGACGACGGGGCAGUGCCCAUGCAAGGACGGCGUCACCGGCCUCACCUGCAACCGCUGUGCCAAGGGCUACCAGCAGAGCCGCUCACCGGUGGCCCCCUGCAUCAAGAUCCCUGCCAUCAACCCCACCUCCCUGGUCACCAGCACGGAGGCACCUGCAGACUGUGACUCCUACUGCAAGCCAGCUAAGGGCAACUACAAGAUUAACAUGAAAAAGUACUGCAAGAAAGACUAUGUGGUCCAGGUGAACAUCCUGGAAAUGGAGACAGUGGCCAACUGGGCCAAGUUCACCAUCAACAUCCUCUCUGUCUACAAGUGUCGCGACGAGCGGGUCAAGCGGGGCGACAACUUCUUGUGGAUUCACCUGAAAGACCUGUCCUGCAAGUGCCCCAAGAUCCAGAUCAGCAAGAAGUACUUGGUCAUGGGGAUCAGCGAAAACUCCACUGACCGGCCAGGACUAAUGGCCGACAAGAACAGCCUGGUCAUCCAGUGGCGGGAUGCCUGGACACGCCGUCUUCGGAAACUGCAGCGGCGGGAGAAGAAGGGGAAGUGCGUGAAGCCCUGA
Charadrius vociferus (killdeer) is the source of this 1746-nucleotide messenger RNA. It is a transcript of the gene NTN3, whose product is annotated as netrin 3. The coding region runs from base 1 to 1746 and encodes 581 amino acids. The record is from RefSeq and is a predicted model, not a curated record. Gene Ontology annotation, molecular function: protein binding. NCBI's taxonomy places the organism in Eukaryota, Metazoa, Chordata, Aves, Charadriiformes, Charadriidae. The transcript has 7 exons.